Messenger RNA from Megalobrama amblycephala (Wuchang bream), 3796 nucleotides. Its product is annotated as perforin-1-like. NCBI's taxonomy places the organism in Eukaryota, Metazoa, Chordata, Actinopteri, Cypriniformes, Xenocyprididae. Bases 277 to 1710 code for a protein of 477 amino acids. The record is from RefSeq and is a predicted model, not a curated record. The transcript is spliced from 9 exons. Gene Ontology annotation, cellular component: membrane attack complex. Gene Ontology annotation, biological process: immune response.
GCCGUCAAGUCUAUGGAUUUUUUGAAUGGGUUUUUGCUAAAUCGCCUGAAAUAAGCACUAAAAUAAAGGUGACAUCAUAAGGAGUGUAGCAAAGGGAAUCAAGAGGCGGGACAACAGGGGCACAUAUGGCCAACACAGAAAUCUGACACUCAUAUCACUGCAUAUUAUUUGUACUACAAAACUUUGACACCUACGACUACACAAGCAUCAUAUAAAAUGAGAAGUUAGAGAGACAACAUAUUUCAGAUUCAACUGAUCAGCUCACCUGUGAAUUUAAUGAUGGGGCAGUUCCAAGUUUACCUUGUUGUUUUCUGGGCAUUGCUUCUCAUAACCAUUUCUGCAGAAGAUGACACAGGUGCAUCAAAAGAGUGUGAGAAUGCUCCCUUUGUUCCAGGAUACAAUCUUGCUGGAGAGGGAUUUGAUGUUGUGACCAUGGAGCGAAAAGGAUCUUACGUGAUCAACAUGGAGAAAUGGGAUUUAGGAAACGGCACUUGUAAAUUGCGCAAAAACAGUUACAUGAAUGGAAUAAAACAGAAGCUACCAGCAGCAGUUAAAGACUGGAGGACUUUGCCAAAGUGUUCAAUGAAAGUCACCAGUCAGAUCUUUGAAUCAAGUGAAGCACUGGUCAAUGAUUCCUCAUCAGCACUUUCGGUCGACUGGAAAGUUGGUUUAGAUGUGAAGGCUCCUGGAGCUUCGUUCGGAAGCACUCAUUCCAGGGAAGCGAAAUUUGCAAUGACAAAAUCAAAACAAGACAAAUACAGUUUCACCAAACAUAAAGUUGCAUGCAGCUUUUACAGAUAUUGUGUAGCUGAAAAGCCUCCUCUUAAUGAAGAGUUUAUUGAAGCAAUCACAUCACUCCCUGCAUCCUACGAUCCAGACGCCUACCGCAACCUGAUCACCACAUAUGGCACUCACUAUAUCAAAGAUGUCAAGUUAGGGGGGCAAAUGAAAGCCAUAACAGCCUUCAAAACCUGUCAGGCAACAGUGAGUGGGCUUACAGAUACUGCGGUAAAAGACUGUUUGGAUGUAGAAGCCUCUGGUUCAUACAAUGCAGCAACUGUGAAGACAGAAAGCCAUUUUUGUAAAGAACAGAAAAGGAAGAUGGGCACAAAUCAAAAGUUCAGCACCAUGUUCAGUGAGCGUCAGACAGAAAUUAUCGGAGGAAACAUAAAUGGAGAAGAUCUGCUUUUUUCUGGUUCAUCACACCCAAAUUCCCUUAAGAACUGGCUUGAGUCUUUGAAGAGCCUACCUGACAUUGUGCGUUACUCUCUGAAACCCCUCCAUUUCUUACUGAGUGCUAAACAUCCUGCCAGGAAAGGACUGAAGAGAGCUGUUGAAAAAUACAUAAUUGAAAAUGCCCUCAUGAAAGUUUGCUCUGAGUCUUGCAAGAUUGGCAAGAAGUGCAGUGCAAGAGACAGAUGUGCUUGUGUUUGUGAAGGUAGUCAGAUUAUAAAGUCUAACUGCUGUCCAGCUGAAAAAGGACUUGCCACCCUGAAAGUUUACAAGCUUAGAGCCAAUGGUUUGUAUGGAGAUACAUUUACACAAACAGAUGGCUCUGUAUUAGUUAAAUAUGGCACACAAAGCAAGCACACUGAGAUUAUUAAUAAUAAUGACAAUCCACGUUGGCCAGAAACAUUUGAGUUUGGUCCUAUUAAGAUCAGCAUGGCCAAUACCAAACUAACUUUUAAAGUAUAUCACUCUCAGAAAUAAAGGUACAGUGAGGGUACAAUUAAGUACUUUAAGGUACAAAUUUCACAAAUGUGCCAGCAAAGAAACAAACAUGUAUCCAGCUGAGUACCAAAAAGUACCUUUCCAAAGAAAAGGGGUACACAAUGAAAUAUGCAUGGUGAAAGGUACAUAUAUGUACCCUUUGAAAAGGUACAUUGUCAUAUAAAGUAAUAGUUAAGGUACAACAUUCACAAAUGUACCAUUAAAGGUCCUAUCGUGUUCCCAUGGGGUACUUAGAAGUACCUUUUGGGUACACAUCCUGUAGGGUACAAAAAAGUACCUUAUUCAAGUCAAAGGGUACACUUCCUGUGGGGUACUAAGAAGUACUUUUCAAGUUACAGGGUACACAAUCCUCUGGGGUAGCAGCUACUUAUGCGUGCCUUUUCUAAGACUGAUAGAGCCUUUGUCAUAAUUUGUAAAUGUGGUAUGCCUUGGACAGAUUGACACAAUAAAUGUGUUAUCUCCUGGGCGGGCAGUUUGUGUUUAUGAAAAUAAAAACAAUACAUAUAUUUCAUAUGGUAGCACAUAAAAAGCUCUAUAAAUAAUGAAUAAUCAUUUAUAAAAAUAAAUAUACAUUAUAUAUAUUUCAAUUUAUUACAAUGUUAACGGCUGUUUUUUGUCGGCCAAUCACGUCACGCCUCUCGUCUUUUCAAACUGCGGCGGAUCGCGCUCUUUUCACUCCGGCCUGGUUUGAGGGGAAUCGCGAUGCUUUGGACCGUUCCGUAAGUUACGGUAGAUAAUACUUGUUAAAAUGCGUAGUGCUGAAAAAAACGAUCAUAGAAAUAGUUAGCUAACAAAUAUGUUGUUAAUUAACGUUAGUUGGAGAGUGGCGACGUACGUCGAGCAGUGUAGCGUUAGUGAAGUGUUAGCCAGGCAGAGCGCACGACAAGCUGCCCAGCACACCAGAUCAUUAUAAACAACUAAAAGAGUGCAUUAUAAGUGAAGGAUUUAACGUGGAGCGUUUGCUUUGCUGCAUCAGGACGUUGUCAAGAAUUUGAUUCGAUGUUGACGGAGAUGAAGGUUUGACCGAUUUCACGUCAAGCACAGGAGCCCUACCACAAAUGCUGGAGAGUGCCGUCAAAUCCAGCAGUGAAGAUGAACAUCUAAGGGGACUCCCACAAUGGCUUGCUGCUCGGAUAUGCUGUGUGUGUAGAUGGAAAGACUGAGGAGUUGAAAGCUGAUUCUACCCUGGAAAGGAGUAAUUUUCUCUUUUAGAGGGGGUGGAAGACCAAGCAGAUACUAUAUUAAAAAGUGCUACACAAUGAUGGUUGUUCUUGCAUAUCUUCUGCCACCGUUGCCUGGAAGUCGAUGCAAUGUUAAAUCUGAAAUUUCAUUUCUUUCAAUUUAAUUUUGUACCGCGUGGAGCCACUAUUGCAUCCCUCUGCAGCAGUUUUGAGACCGCAUCAAAGACCAGACCACAGCAGAUCUACAUUGGAAGUUUGAAGAGCACAGCAUGACAGUACAUCAUUACGAGGAUUGACAGAGUAACCAUUCCUGUGGAUGAGGGCCUGAUGUGCUGUGGACAAUAUAUUCUAGGUGUGAAACUUGUCCUGUCCACCACAGAUUAGUUUGGUCUUUUCUUUCUAAGACUGGAGCAUCUAAUAUUGAAACACCACAUUCUCUUCUUUUUAAAACUGACAUCGUUUCGCUAGAAAACAACCUCUUCUUCAGCUGUGAUUGCGUACAGCCCGUUUAAACACUUCAAAGACUUUUAAAACUGCAUUGAUUUGGACUUAAAAACGAUGGUAACCAAUGAACUCCAUUGUUAGAAGAAAAAUCCAGAAAUGUUUUCCUCAAAAAACAAAAUUUCUCUCCCACUGAGGAAAGAAAGACAUGGAUAUCUUGGAUGGCAUUGGGUGAGUAAAUUAUUAGGAAAUUUUCUUUUUGGGGUGAACUAAUCCUUUAAGCAUACAAUGAACACUCACAGUAGCUUUUAGUCAAUAUAAAGCGUUAUGUUAUCUUAUGUUAUGUUCUUACACUGCAGUAAGUAAUGCAUUCAUAAAGUGAUUCUCUAUUAAAGUUGUUUAAAUGUGAAAAACUUUGUUUAUUAAAGUUUAUUGCAAACGAA